AUGGCUGUAUUGGAAGAAGGAAUGGCUGGAAAUUGGGACGCUGAACGAGCCAGCCAAGCAAUGGAGUCAGCAGCAUGCUUUGUCAAUCAAUUGAGGGAACUCGAAAAACAAUUCACAACUCCGACUAUUGAAGCUGGUAUCUCGCUAGAGAAUGUACGAACAUGCCUCAAAAAGUACACGAAUAAAAGAAAGACCCGAACUAGGCCCAUCCUCAAAACAGCCAAUAUGGCCUGCCAAUGUUUAUUGAAAACUGGACCUACGAGCAAGGGUCAUGUGACGAAGCUGCCCAGUAUGACAGGCGAAGAAUUUAUAUGCCCAAAAUCCUUGGAUCUCUGCCUGGCCGAAAAAUUAGAAAACUGGCCAUGGGAUAGUGACCGGGUGAAGUUCUACGAGAAGCCAGUGGACAGGAUGAACUGA
Molecule: messenger RNA, 417 nt
Organism: Talaromyces stipitatus ATCC 10500
Lineage: Eukaryota; Fungi; Ascomycota; Eurotiomycetes; Eurotiales; Trichocomaceae
Exons: 2
Coding region: 1-417 (138 amino acids)
Source: RefSeq, a predicted model, not a curated record